AUAACAACUUACCCAAUUUAGUCAAUACAGGAUAUAUAACUCUAAACAUAUAAUAAUGCCCCAAGGUCUUUAAUUAAUAUUUUCUUUUCCUCUCAAAGUCUUUAUUUAACUAUUUGUUCUUAGAAGAAUAUACGUGCUUUGUUUCGAAGGUAUACGAUGAUUCCUUACUUGAGGGAUGAACAAAACUGAAUCACCAAUAUUCUCAUUCUAUCAUACAUGAACUCAAGUGUGUGUGUAUAUAUAUAUAUAUGCAUGCAUGCUUGUAGUAGCAACCACACAAAACACUUAUAAUUAUAUAUAUACUCACCAGUACUUUCUAAUACGACCUACAACUCUACGUACAACACACAUAUAUAUAUACUACUAAAUCCAAAAAUGAGUGGAAAAGGCGGCCAGAAUGUAGACAAUAAAGUAGUUGAGGUCAAAAAUUCAGUAGUGUCUGACGUUGUCGAGGCUCAUCAUGACGUAUCCAAAGACGUGGAGGUUCGUGGCGAUGACAGGCAUAUCGAGCGAUUAAUAUCAGACUUGGAGAAGGAACUUGAGAGUGCAUGGCCGCAGCAGCAGACAUCAAGCAAACAGCAGAUUGUUAAGGUUCCAAGGUCGAUGUCAGCAAAUAAAGACGACGAUAUAUACUAUAAACCAAAAGUGGUAUCCAUUGGUCCAUACCAUUAUGGCAAAGAUGAGCUGAAGCAAAUCCAGGAUUUGAAGCUAGAUUUUGCAAGGGAUCUGUUUUUCCGGGAUGGAAUGAAUAAGCUCAAAGAGUUGUAUAAGAACCUUCAUGACGCAAGUUUGUUGAAAAAGCUAAAGGACUACUAUGAUCCGAAAUCGUUUGAACAUCGUUUCGAUGAUCAGGCGUUUGGUGACAUGAUGUUUUUAGAUGGGUGUUUUAUUAUGUAUUACAUUCUAUUAAGCUGUGGGCGGCAUCCCUUUGAAACGAAAGGAACCUUACUCAAUCACCAGAUGAUGUCUAUUCGUCAAGAUCUCUUCUUGCUCGAGAACCAAAUUCCAUUCACAGUUAUAGAGAUGGUGAAGAAUCAUCUUUCUUCUAAACAAGAUUGUGAAAAGGAUAUCGAACGAUUUAUCGAUCAAAGUACCUUUUCAUCACCCACGGCGACCAAGCCCCCAGCUGAUCCAGCCUGUGAAGUUUAUCAUCUUCUCCAUCUUCUACAACUCAGCCUUACUAAAGAUUGUAAGGCCGACGCUCCUCCAAAAAAUUCAUCCUCGGCAUCAGCUGAUCAUCAUGAUAGUAUGAAUAAGGAUGCUGCAAAAUCCAAUACAUCAUCAUCAUCAUCAAAUAUACUGUCUGCCGCCCAUCAGAUACAGCCGCCGCAACAAUCUUUGCCCAAGGUUAAAGAGCUUAUGAAUGCAGGGAUUCAUUUCAAAGCAAAUAGGACUACGUUGUUGUGUCAGAUCGGUUUCUCUAGACACUGGUAUCAUAUGUUUUCGAGGGCAACCGUAAGACUCCCUCCAGUUAUCAUGGAAGCGUUCACGAAAUAUUUGUUUUUAAACUUGAUGGCUUAUGAAGCAUCCUCUCAUAAACCAAAUGAGAUGUGGGUCACCUCAUACAUAUAUCUGCUUAAUUCUCUUAUCAACAAAUCUGAAGACGUAAAGGCUCUUCGUGAUGCAGGGGUGUUUGCAGACUCCGAGGGGAGCGACGAUGACAUAAGAAACCUUAUCAAGGAUAUAGCUGCAGCCGGUGGAGCAGACCACUCGGCCUAUUUGGACGUCAAGAAUAAAAUUACAAGCUUUCACAACCGAUUCAAAAGUUUUAACCAAUCUAUUUCCGAAUUUAAUGAUAAGUAUUUUAACAGCCCAUGGUCAUUUCUAGCACUUGUGGGAGCAGUCUUGGCUCUUUUUCUUACUGCGGUUCAAACUUACCUCGCCAUGAAAGGCGAGUGUGAUGAUCUUUGCAAGUUCUUGAAGGUAAACCAUCACUUAUAAUAACCUAGCUACAAAAACUGAUUUUAAGUUCUCAAGGAUUUGAUUGUUGAUCUGUUCUUUUAAUUUCUGUGUGCAAUGUACGUACGUUUGUCCAAUUAUAGCUAGUGUCGUCUGUAGUAUACAAUAAACCGCUUGGUAUAUAUUGUGUGUUAUAAUUUGUAUGUUUCUGAGUCAUUUAUUAUGUGUACUUACUAUCCAUCCAAUAAAUCAAUAUUUCUUUUA
This is a messenger RNA of Erigeron canadensis, 2163 nucleotides long. RefSeq names its product UPF0481 protein At3g47200-like. The transcript has a single exon. The coding region runs from base 376 to 1941 and encodes 521 amino acids. The record is from RefSeq and is a predicted model, not a curated record. Lineage: Eukaryota; Viridiplantae; Streptophyta; Magnoliopsida; Asterales; Asteraceae.